Molecule: messenger RNA, 2029 nt
Organism: Habropoda laboriosa
Lineage: Eukaryota; Metazoa; Arthropoda; Insecta; Hymenoptera; Apidae
Gene: Pngl
Product: peptide-N(4)-(N-acetyl-beta-glucosaminyl)asparagine amidase
Exons: 6
Coding region: 1-1917 (638 amino acids)
Biological process (GO): protein deglycosylation; protein quality control for misfolded or incompletely synthesized proteins; glycoprotein catabolic process
Cellular component (GO): nucleus; cytoplasm; cytosol
Molecular function (GO): peptide-N4-(N-acetyl-beta-glucosaminyl)asparagine amidase activity
Source: RefSeq, a predicted model, not a curated record
AUGGAUAAGGAUUUACAACGAUCUUUGGAUCUGUUGAAAGAGAACGAAGAACAAGUACGAAACGACGCUGAAAGUGCAUUGUUAACUAUCUGUCAGAACAUUCUGUCGCAUCCAAAUGACAAACAGUAUCGUAAAGUACGACUCGAUGAUCCUAUGGUCAUUACAAAAUUGCUCCCUGCUCUUGGAGCCAUAGAAUGUUUGUUCGAUAUUGGUUUCGUCGAGGCAGAUGAACAUCUUUCUUUGCCACAAGAAACACCACUUGCUAAAUUACAAGCUCUACAAAGUUCACUUAGCAAAAACACUUUUCCCAAAACAAGUGUCACUGGGAAUGCAGCAUUGCAUAACUUGAUACCUGUGACAUCCACAGUGUAUGAGAGACACUUCUUCACAAGAAUAAUAAGUUUCUUCGAAACAGUUUUGAGAUAUGAGGAUGGAAGCCUGCAGGAGAAAGCUAGAAAAGUAAUACCAAUUGAAGAGCUUGAGAUUGCUACUAUGACAAGGAUCAGGCAACUGCAUAAACAUAUUAAAAUGAAACAGAGUUGUCCAGAUAGAGCUACUAAAAGUCAGUACACUGAUGUUGAUGUAGAUGAUGCAAGGGACUUGUUUCUCAUGGAGUUGUUGCAUUGGUUUAAGUAUAAAUUUUUCACAUGGGUAGACAAACCAAAGUGUACCAGAUGUUUCUCAGAAUGUAGAAGUCUGAAGACAGUACCUUGUGAUGAUCCUAAGUGUUCUCAAGUAGAAAUAUACAGAUGUACUAAAUGUGCAAAGCGUGUGAAAUUCCAUCGUUAUUCCGACCCAGAACCGUUGUUAACUCUAAGACGUGGACGGUGUGGAGAAUGGGCUAAUGUCUUCACACUGUUAUGUAGAUCACUAGGAUAUGAUGCAAGAUAUAUACAUGAUCAUACAGAUCAUGUUUGGACAGAGGUAUGGUCCAUACAUGAAAAGAGAUGGAUUCAUCUAGAUCCAUGUGAAGACAUCAUGGACAGGCCAUUGAUGUAUGAAAAGGGUUGGAAAAAGAAACUGUCCUACGUAUUAGCUUUUUCAAAGGACGAAAUACAGGACGUUACUUGGCGGUAUACUCGUGAUCAACAAGCAGUGAUGAAAAGAAGAGAUGUUUGUUCUGAGACUAAAUUGUUACAGUUUAUCGAAUCAUGGAAUAAAUAUCACCAAUCCUCUCCUAACUAUAGUGCCUCCCGUAGGCAGUAUGUGAUAAAAAGAAGACUGUUAGAACUCGCGGAAUUGAUAUACGUGCCCAACAAAUAUAACUUUGACGAUGAUGGCAAUUAUCAAGGGCGGAUCUCCGGUUCCAACGAAUGGAAAUUGGCACGAGGAGAAAUUUGUGAGGCAAAUGCAACCACGGACUAUUCUUGGGAUAUUUCAAAAUAUAGAGACGCAUUUCAUUUGCACUAUUCCAUCGUUAAUGAUGCGUAUACGGUGACAGAUAACGAUGAUAAAGUAUUAAUGUAUUUAUCCGGUUGGCAGAACGGUGUAAACGAAGCACAAGGUGGAAUGUUCCGUAAAAAUGAGUACGAUUGGAUGGUAGUCUACUUAGCUCGCUCACCAGGAAGCAAUUCUGGUAAAGUAAAAUGGCAUUUCGUAGUAUCAAAUUCAAAUUUAUGCGUGAAAACGUUCGAUUUACGCGCUACCGUAAAAGUAUUUCAAAACGCUAAUGUAUCGUGGGAGGUGGAAGGGUUCUUCGACAAUGCGAAUCAAAAUAAAUCCGUAGUUUUAACUAUUAACGAUUGUUCUAAUUAUCAUACGGACCAAUUGAAAGGAUCGUUAAAAUUAAUUCUCACAGCGUCUGUUUCCGGUGGAGAAGGCGAUUGCGCAUGGCAACACGCGCAGCUUUUUCGACAAAGUUUAGAGAACAAAAACGAUCGAUCGUUAUCAAUCGAUGUUCAAUUAGAGAAUCGGUAAUUCUAGUAUUAAUUUAUACGAUCUCAUCGGAAUACUCGAUGUUUGAUAACAAUACUUUGCCAUGCUUAUACGUAUUUUAAUAACGUUUUCUUUUAAAUUGAAAGUAGUAUGA